Molecule: messenger RNA, 2301 nt
Organism: Papaver somniferum (opium poppy)
Lineage: Eukaryota; Viridiplantae; Streptophyta; Magnoliopsida; Ranunculales; Papaveraceae
Product: beta-amyrin synthase-like
Exons: 18
Coding region: 1-2301 (766 amino acids)
Biological process (GO): triterpenoid biosynthetic process
Cellular component (GO): lipid droplet
Molecular function (GO): beta-amyrin synthase activity
Source: RefSeq, a predicted model, not a curated record
AUGUGGAAACUCGAAGUUGCUGAUGAUGGAGGUCCGUUUAAUGAGUGGCUAUUCAGUACUAAUAAUUUUGUAGGUAGACAGACUUGGAAGUUUGAUCCAAAUGCUGGAACACCAGAAGAACGAGCUCAAGUUGAAAAAGCUCGUCAGGAAUUCUACGAAAAUCGUUUCAAUGUUCGAGCUUGUUCGGAUGUUUUGUUACGCUUGCAGCAAUUGAGAAAAAACAAAGAUAAUUUCGAUCUAAGCGUACCGCCACUACAAAAGAUAGGUGAUAAUGACCAAGUGACUUAUGAAGCAACGACAACAACCUUAAGGAGAGCCAUCCAAUUCUUUUCAGCUAUGCAAGGGGACGACGGACAUUGGCCAGCCAAUUUUGAUGCACUCAUGUUCUUGAUGCCUUCUUUGGUUUUCACCUUAUAUAUCACGGGAACUCUUAAUACCGUCUUACAAUCACAUGAACAUAGAAAGGAGACACUUCGACACAUCUACUGGCAUCAGAAUGAAGAUGGAGGUUUUGGGUUUCAUAUAGAAGGGCAUAGUAUCAUGUUCAGUACAACACUUAACUACAUCUGUAUGCGCAUACUUGGAGAAGGACCAGAUGGUGGUGAGAACAAUGCUUGUGCUAGAGCACGAAAAUGGAUCCUUGAUCAUGGUGGUGCGACAUCAAUACCUACCUGGGGAAAGGUUUGGCUCUCGGUGCUUGGACUUUAUGAUUGGUCAGGUUGCAUCCCUAUGCUACCUGAGCUUAUCUUGCUUCCUUCUUUUCUACCAGUACAUACCGGUAAGGUGUGGUGUUUUUCUCGAGUGAUAUCACUGCCAAUGACGUACUUAUAUGGUAAGAGGUUUGUCGCACCCAUAAAUGAUCUCAUUUUAUCAUUAAGAGAAGAACUUCAUGUUCAACCUUAUGAUGAAAUAAACUGGAGCCAAAUGCGUUAUGUUUGUUGUAAGGAGGAUAUAUAUUACCCACAUCCCAUUCUCCAGAAUUUGGUAUGGGACUACUUCUACGUAGUUGUGGAGCCUCUUUUGAACUGGUGGCCAUUUUCAAAGAUGGUCAGAGAGAAGGCUUUAAGUUUAACAAUGAAGCAUAUUCAUUAUGAAGAUGAAAAUAGCCGCUUCAUUACCAUGAGUUCUGUAGCAAAGUCUUUAUGCAUGCUUGUUUGUUGGGUGGAGGAUCCAAAUUCAGAUGCUUUCAAGAAACAUCUUGCCAGAGUCCAAGAUUACAUAUGGGUUGCAGAAGACGGACUUAAAAUGCAGAGUAUUACUGGAAGUCAGACAUGGGAUACUAGUUUGGCACUGCGUGCACUUCUAGCAAGUGACGACUUGAUCGGAGAAAUAGGUGCUACCCUUAAGAAGGGACACAAUUACUUAAAAGUUUCACAGGUUAGAGAUAACCCAUCGGGUGAUUUUCGAAGGAUGCAUCGUCAUAUUAGUAAAGGAGCAUGGGCUUUCUCUGAUCGAGAUAGUGGUUGGCAAGUAUCAGAUUGUACCGCUGAAGCGCUAAAGAAUUGUCUACUAUUUUCGCAAAUGCCAGCUGAGAUUGUUGGGGACAAAAUGCCCGUGAAGCAGUUUUAUGAUGCUAUUGAAUUAAUUGUUUCCCUUCAAGGCGCAGACGGGGGAUUUUCCGCCUGGAAUCCCGCAGCAUCGCUUGAAUGGUUAGAGGUUUUCAAUUGCACAGAGAUGUUUGAGGAUUGCAUGGUCGAACAUGAGUACGUAGAGUGCACUGCAUCGGCAAUUGAAGCUCUAAUUUUGUUCAACAAGUUACAUCCCAAUAACCGCACCAAAGAAAUUGAAGCUUGCAUCAACAAGGCAGUACAUUAUGUAGAACAUAAGCAAGAGCCUAAUGGUUCAUGGUAUGGAAAUUGGGGAGUAUGUUAUGUCUAUGGGACAUGGUUCGGGCUACGAUCCCUCGCAGCUGCUGGGAAGACCUACGCGAAUAGCCUGAGUGUUCGUAAGGCUUGUGACUUUCUGCUGUCAACACAAAAUUCAUCGGGCGGUUGGGGAGAAAGCUAUCUUUCGUGUAUGAAAAAGGAAUUUAUACCCUUAGAGGACAACCACUUGGUACAAACAUCUUGGGGUCUGAUGGGACUUAUACAUGCUGGUCAAGAAGAUAGGGAUCCUGAGCCUCUGCAUCGGGCAGCAAAGAUAUUGAUAAAUAAUCAAAUGGAAAACGGCGAUUUUCCUCAACAGGAGAUAACAGGAGCGUCUUUGAAAACAUGCAUAUUGCACUACACGCUUUAUAGAAACAUUUUUCCGAUAUGGGCACUUGGGGAAUAUCGUCGGAGGGUAGUCAAAAAACCUACAUAA